UUCAUUCCCCUUCACCUAUAUUACCUUUAUAAUUUCUUUUUUAUAUUUGUGUUUCUCUGCAGAUGGUAUAUCGGAGUUCGUACAUAGAAUUUCAUGUAAAUCAGAUCAACACAGAAUAUGUGGUUAUGAUACUAAAUACGUGUAGCUACAGAACCAUAGAAUGUCAAAAUUAUUGGAUUUGCCAUCAAAAAAGAUUUUUAUAAGAGACUUACAGCAAGCAGUAAAAUGUGUAACAAAUAGCACAGAGAAUCAACAGAAAAGUAUAAAGGAAUGGCAAUCCAAGGGAAGAACAUUUAGUGUUGUUUGGAUUCAGGGGACAGUACUUCAGGUAUCACAUGACUCUGACAUGAUGUUGAUAGAUGAUGGAACAGGGGUAGUAAAAGUAAUUGGAUGCUGUAAAAUACCUCAUAUGCCUGAAAAGUUGAAACACGGACAAUAUGCUAUGGUUAUUGGGCAGUUGAUGGCAGUAGGAAAUAUCCCAGUACUGAGGGCUCUCAAAUUUCAGAACUUAACAAACCACUUAGUAGACCUAGAAACAUGUUGGAUACUGGAAGUUCUGGAACACAUACAGAAUGGAGAAUAAAAACAAUGACUAUUACACACAUUUUAAAAUGUAUAUUUUCUUAUAAAUAAAUAUAUUUUUCAAAGCAUA
Molecule: messenger RNA, 652 nt
Organism: Mytilus trossulus (common blue mussel)
Lineage: Eukaryota; Metazoa; Mollusca; Bivalvia; Mytilida; Mytilidae
Product: recQ-mediated genome instability protein 2-like
Exons: 4
Coding region: 161-583 (140 amino acids)
Biological process (GO): negative regulation of double-strand break repair via homologous recombination; maintenance of rDNA; regulation of sister chromatid segregation
Cellular component (GO): cytosol; nuclear speck
Source: RefSeq, a predicted model, not a curated record